UAGCCUUGUCUCUCUUUCUCCCCUGCAUAUCUUUUGUAUUUACUAUACUAGUAUAUAUAAACAGAAUCUCAAACUGUCUUGUCUUUAUUAGUAUUCUUGUUAUAUAUUUGGUUCCAAGAUAUUGAAGAAUAUUGUUGUUAUGGAGGAGAUAACACAAGUGUCUGAAACAUCUCAGCCAGUUAUUACAGCAGUUUCACAUGAUGCUCCUCCCCAGGCUGAUCCCCACAAGACAGAAUCCACAACAGAAGUCACAAAUUCGGCAUCAAGUUCAAGACGCUCUGAUCUAUCUCUUCAAAUCCCUCCUAGACAUGUAGGCUUUGGCAAUAGCCACAGGGGAAAGGGCUUAUUUAAGUCUCCAAGUAUCCCAAGUGGAAGUUCUUCAGCAGGUUUACUCCGGGGUUUAAGCUUUAAGAAAAAGGUGACGAAUUAUGAUGGGGAAAAAAAUCAACUCCUCAAUUCAGACCCGAAAGGAGCUCCUGGUAGCCCUGUUUUGGCCAGUUUUAAGGCAAAAUUUUCUUGGGAUAGAAGCACCUCUCUUCCUGUCACACCUGCAGAUAAUUCGUCACCUUCAACCCCGUUUCCUGCCUCUGCAAGAACAUACGGGGAGCAAACUAAGUCACGUAUAGGUACUGCUCAAGCUGUUUCAAGGUCUCUCUCCGUGCCCGGGAGAAAUAUGGUUAUUGUAAAAUCAGUUUCUUUUGCUAAUCGUAAAGAGAAUGUUCAAACAGACACUGUCGAUGGUCAAAAAACUGAUGUUGAAGAUGAUGAAGAAGAGAUACCUGAAGAAGAAGCUGUUUGUAGAAUAUGUUUGGACCCAUGUGAAGAAGGAAAUACUCUGAAGAUGGAGUGCAGCUGCAAAGGUGCACUCAGGCUUAUACAUGAAGAAUGUGCGAUUAAAUGGUUUAGCACAAGACCAAACAAGAAUUGUGAUGUAUGUGGGCGAGAAGUGUCAAAUUUACCUGUAACUUUGCUUCGUGCUCCAACCUCUACUCAAAGGGACAGGAGAACAGAGGUUAAUCAACAAAAUUUGAACGCAGGGCCGAUAAGUGCCUGGCAGGACUUUGUGGUGCUGGUUUUGAUCAGUACAAUUUGUUAUUUUUUCUUUGUCGAGCAACUUCUGAUUCAUGACCUAAAAACGGACGCAGUAGUGAUUGCUGCACCAUUUUCUCUGAUGUUGGGUCUUUUGGCAUCUGCACUUGCAAUCAUCCUAGCAAGCAGGGAUUAUAUAUGGACUUACGCAACGUUUGAAUUUGCACUAGUAGCCAUGACACUCCAUCUUUUCUAUUCAAUAUGUCGUUUGAAGGCAGUUUAUGCAAUACUAAUAUCAGCAUUAUUGGGAUUGGGGUUGUGCACGAGUCUCAACGCGGUGUAUCUUCGAUAUUUUGUUCGGCGACUUCAAGUUCGACAAAACUCUAGUCCAGUAUGAUGAGAAUUUAAAGGGAAUACGCAGCUUACUAUAUUUUUUUAGUUAGCAAUCUGAAAGUUAUAUAACAAUGUAUACCAUAUUCAUUAAAUGCCAAUGAGUUUACAAAAUAAAAUUUAAUUUAAUCAUGUUUGUUAA
Molecule: messenger RNA, 1561 nt
Organism: Daucus carota subsp. sativus
Lineage: Eukaryota; Viridiplantae; Streptophyta; Magnoliopsida; Apiales; Apiaceae
Exons: 8
Coding region: 140-1426 (428 amino acids)
Molecular function (GO): zinc ion binding
Source: RefSeq, a predicted model, not a curated record